ACCCAGUCAACUUCCGACUUCCUCCUUCUUUUGAAGAGCAAGCCAAAGCUACUGCAGCAAUGGCAAAGCUAAUUUUGUUGUGCCUGAAAUUUAUCAUAUUAAGCAGCGCCGUCGAGGCUGUGUUUGAGGAUCAAGUAGGGAAAUUCGACUGGAGGCAGGAAUAUGUUGGAAAGGUUCGCUUUUCCCACUUCGACACACAUGUGCAGUCAUCCAAAAAGGUGCUUCUAGCAACAGAGAACAAUGUUUUUGCUGCACUCAAUACCAGGACCGGAGAACUCUUCUGGAGACAUGUGGAUAAGACUGGGCCCGAGGGAAACAUUGAUGCCCUUCUGCAACAUGGACAAGAUGUGGUGUUGGUGGUUGGUAAUGGCCGCCUGCUGCGCUCCUGGGAGAUAAAUGUUGGUGGUUUGAACUGGGAGAUUGUGCUUGACUCUGGCAGUUUCCAGUCGGCAUGUUUAGUUGGACAGCAAGACAACGUGAAACACGUGGCUGUUUUGAAGAAAACUGUCAUCUCUUUCCAUUACCUUUCUAAUGGUCAUCAAAAAUGGAUAGAGAAUCUACCAGAAAGUGAAACUGUGGAUUACCAAUCAGUGUAUUCUGAUGGAAAUGGUGAAGUGUAUGCACUGGGAAUUGUCCCCCAUUCCCACAUCGCUAUUGUUGCUUACAGUGUGGAGGACGGAGAGAUAAUCAAGCAGAUGUCAGUCGAAGCUGCGUGGCUGUCCAACAUACAGGCCAGCUGUGUAGUGAUCAGCCAGGGGAUGUUGACGUGUGUGGACCCUUUAACUGUAUCCCUGUACAUGCUUGACUUGCACACAGAGUCACAGAUGACCCAGAUCCCCCUGCAGUCACUAGGACUUGAAGUCGCCCCUGGCUUCCAUCCAGUACUGGUGUCCACCCAGCCCAACCCGGGCCGGCAGCCGCUGUCAGAGUUCUUCCUUCAGCUCGGGCCUGACUACUACCAGCUUCUCCAGCUCAACAAUGGGCAGAUAGUUACGCUGAGGGAUUUCAAGCCAGCCAUGCUGGUUUCAUUUGCUACAACUGGAGAGAAGACUGUUGCUGCUGUCAUGUCGCCCAAGAAUAAAACAGCCAGCAGUCUUAACCUCUUUAGUGCAGAAACUGGACGUAGACUUCUGGACACAACACUGAUUUUUAAUAUGGAUCCUUAUGGUGGGAAACCAGAGAAGCUGCAUGUCCAGGCCUUCCUCAAGAAAGACGACUCUGUUGGCUACAGGGUAAUGGUGCAGACAGAGGAUCACACACUCACUUUCAUACAACAGCCAGGGCGUGUAAUGUGGACAAGAGAGGAGGCCCUGUCAGAUGUGGUGACAAUGGAAAUGGUGGAUCUGCCUCUCACAGGAACGCAGGCAGAGCUGGAGGGAGAGUUUGGCAAAAAGGCUGACGGCCUGAUGUCCAUGGUGUUGAAGAGGCUCUCCUCUCAGCUCAUCUUGCUGCAGGCCUGGAUUGCCCACCUCUGGAAGCUGUUCUACGAUGCACGGAAGCCUCGCAGUCAAGUUAAAAACGAAGUGACCAUCGAGAACCUCUCUAGAGACGAGUUCAACUUGCAGAAGAUGAUGGUUAUGGUUACUGCAUCUGGCAAGCUCUUUGGGAUUGACAGCAAGACCGGCAGUAUUUUAUGGAGGCACUACCUGGACAACAUCCCAUCUAAUGCAGCCUUCAAACUAAUGGUGCAACGGACCACUGCGCACUUCCCUCAUCCACCACAGUGCACACUGCUCAUCAAAGACAAGGACACAGGCCUGGCCACACUCCAUGUAUUUAAUCCCAUCUUUGGAAAGAAGAGUCACGUCAGUCCACCCGCUCUGCCUCAGCCAAUUCUUCAGUCACUCAUGCUGCCUCUCAUGGACCAGGAUUAUGCUAAGGUCUUACUUCUAGUUGAUGACCAGUACAAGGUGUCUGCUUUUCCCUCUACAAAGAAUGUACUACAGCAGCUCCAGGAGAUGGCUUCAUCCAUAUUCUUUUAUCUUGUUGACUCCACCCAGGGAAGACUUUCUGGCUACAGGCUACGAACGGACUUGUCGACAGAGUUGAUUUGGGAGGUCGUAAUCCCCGCCGAGGUACAGAAGAUUGUCUCUGUCAAAGGAAAAAGACCCAAUGAGCAUGUGCACUCCCAGGGAAGAGUAAUGGGAGACCGUAGUGUCCUCUAUAAGUACCUGAACCCCAAUCUACUGGCUGUGGUGACGGAGAGCACAGACUUGCAUCAGGAGCGAAGCUUUGUUGGGAUCCUCCUGAUUGAUGGCGUUACUGGGCGCAUUAUCCACGAGGCUGUUCAGAGAAAGGCCAGAGGACCGGUGCAUGUUGUGCAUUCUGAAAACUGGGUGGUGUACGAAUACUGGAGCACCAAGUCUCGUAGGAACGAGUUCUCUGUAAUUGAACUGUAUGAGGGGAUGGAGCUCUACAACAGCACUGUGUUCAGUUCGCUGGACCGGCCACAUGCUCCUCAGGUGCUCCAGCAGUCUUACAUUUUCCCCUCCUACAUUUCUACCCUGGAGGCCACACUGACUGAGAAGGGCAUCACGAGCCGACAUCUGCUCAUUGGCUUGCCAUCUGGAGGGAUUUUGUCAUUACCCAAGAUGUUCCUUGACCCUCGGAGGCCAGAAAUAGUGUCUGAGCAAAGCCGUGAGGAGAACCUGAUACCGUACGCACCAGAGUUGCUGAUCCGUACAGAGUGGUUCAUCAACUACAAUCAGACUGUAUCAAGAGUGCGAGGAAUCUACACUGCCCCUUCUGGACUGGAGUCGACCUGCUUGGUGGUGGCAUACGGUCUCGACAUCUACCAGACGCGUGUCUAUCCCUCAAAGCAGUUUGACGUACUAAAAGACGACUACGACUACAUGCUGAUCAGUAGUGUACUCUUCGCUCUUUUCUUUGCCACCAUGAUCAGCAAACGCCUGGCAGAAGUCAAACUGCUCAACCGGGCCUGGCGGUAAAGUGACCGUCAAAAAUCCCAUCUCUGACAGCCCCGAGGCUGCACGAAGGACCUCAGCCCGAGGAGAUGAGACGGCUGGGGCCGUGCCUGUAGAAGAGCACAGGUCAAAGUUCAAUAAGGCCAAUAAGGAACUGCAGGGGUGAGGGAACGGUGGGGUGGGGGUGAAAGGAGGGAUUAGUAAAGGUUUUAUGUGUUUAUUUUUUAACUUAUUUUGCAAGCACAAGGAAUUACUUCAUAGUAGAAUUAACAGUUUUUGUCAUUGUCACUGUCAUUAUGAUUAGAUGUUUAACACAUAACUGAUUACAAAUGAAUGAAAACAGAUGGAUUUAAUCAACUGUGGAGUUUGGAAAUUCCUACACAUGUGAAAGUUUGAUACUUAAACAAUGUUAGUUUUUUCCAAGAUUACUUUUGUGACAUUUCUGAUUCAUCAGACUGUUCUAAUGGAGAGUGAUAAUAAAUGUGGAGGUCAGAGAAAAGAGAGACAGAAGUUGUGCGAUACACGUGAGCAUGAUUUGGUACGACACUUUAGUUGUAUGGUUUGUACUUUUAGCUUGCUCAGUCACCAUGAUACCCAAAUGCCAUUUGGGUUUAUGGCACAUGAACUGUGAAUAUUAAGUGUGAGAAGAUAUGAUAGCAUGGACAAAUGGUUUCUGAAGACUCUCCCUCCAAAGGCACUGUCCCACUGUCUCCAUCACAUGCUUGGCGAAGGAAAAUGAUCAUCAUCCUUUAUUUUCUGUACAUCAGUCAUCCUGCAGCUCAUACAUUUGUGAGCAGAUUUGAUCCACCAUCAGUUGUUGCUCCAUUAAAAUUUGUCUCAGAACUCCA
This is a messenger RNA of Dicentrarchus labrax (European seabass), 3772 nucleotides long. It is a transcript of the gene emc1, whose product is annotated as ER membrane protein complex subunit 1. NCBI's taxonomy places the organism in Eukaryota, Metazoa, Chordata, Actinopteri, Moronidae. Gene Ontology annotation, cellular component: EMC complex. Gene Ontology annotation, molecular function: protein binding. Bases 60 to 2948 code for a protein of 962 amino acids. The transcript is spliced from 22 exons. The record is from RefSeq and is a predicted model, not a curated record. Gene Ontology annotation, biological process: protein folding in endoplasmic reticulum.